CGUCGCCCUCGAACAAUCACUUCAUUAUCAACCAAACUACAGCCUAUCAACAACAUCACUAUUGUCUUCUUUUAUAUUUUUGUCUUCCUCUUUAUCUUUUGUCUAUAUCCUAUUUAUAUUGUCCUUAUAAUCUGCUCGCAGUUCAACACUGUGUGCCUCACGCUCGACGCUUUCUAUACAUAUCUCUUCAUCUCUUUACAUCUUUAUUCUCUACCUCUUUUAAUACCCUAAUUCCCUCUUAUUCACCUUUAUUUCCAUCCUCAAACCACAACCCAUUUCUACUAUUCUUCCACCAUUCACCAUGCCACACAAAGUCAACGACUCCAACUCCACAUUAGCCAGCAGAGGCAGCAGCAACGAUCAGGUGGUUGCCACCGAAGUCCGGAGUCUGACAACCAAUCCCGUCCGCAAACCUCCGGUAGUCGUUCAUAACAAGGGCGGCCGAAUCUACGAUGAGACGCGGCCGUCUGACUGGGACAAACAACGCUGGAAGUAGUUGUUCUUUUUACAACUCGAAUCGCCUACAUCCCAUAUGCAUUGCCUCAAUUGCUGCAUACGUAGGUGGCUCGCCAAAAAAGACGCGGAUACCACCAUUUUUACACGCGCGCGUUACAAAGGCGAAAAAGAGGUCCAGACCAAAAGAAAAGCCCAAAAAAGCCCCCAAAAAAAAAAGAAAAGUGAGGCGAUGAUCGACAAAGAUGAUUUGGGGAGAUAAUUGGACGCCAAAACCCCCCUUUUUCGCUGCCUCUCGUCACCGCUCGACCCUUUCUUCUUUGCCCCCUGACCAAAUCGGGACGUUCUACUUUUCUGAAAUUCUCUGGAUUGUCUGACUUCUCGGAUUCUCG
Molecule: messenger RNA, 845 nt
Organism: Penicillium samsonianum
Lineage: Eukaryota; Fungi; Ascomycota; Eurotiomycetes; Eurotiales; Aspergillaceae
Exons: 2
Coding region: 302-496 (64 amino acids)
Source: RefSeq, a predicted model, not a curated record